CUACUAGAAUAGAGCUGCGUACCAUUCAACGACGACCUUUGUCGAUAACCAAUCAUGCUGACUUGCCACGUAUACACCAAAAUGGAUGGGUGCCCUAGGUGUUCGAUCUGUUCGCUUCAGCUUAUUCAGCCGGCUUAUCAGUCACCAAACAACUAAAUAGUAUUUUCCUCUCACAAUAAAUCAGCCGUUUCAGCUUUUCAGCCAGCUUAUAAGACCAGGGUAUGUUAACCCGCCGGGUCCGACCCGUUAAGAAUUUCUAUAAAUCCACAUUCUAUCCGCUGAGCUGCAUCCGCAGGUUGCUGGUUGUUGUUCUUCCUUCUUCCUCUGCCCCUGAUCGUCUGUGCUGUUCUUCCUUCUUUCUCUGCCCCUGGACGUCUGUGCUGUUCAUAUUUCUCUGCGACUAUACCAUACCGCAGGGAGCUUCCUUCAAUCCACCCACACCUUUCUACCUCAACAACUAACAUCGAUUCCCGCCGCACCACGCCACAAGUUUCAGGAUGGUCCUCUCCGAGAUCACCAUGUUUGUGCUCUGCCUUGCCGUCGCCGGCCUCCACGUUCUAAACCCGCUUCUUGAAUCCCUGCAGCGCGCGGUCUCCCCGCACAGCCCCGUCCUCGUCUGCAUCGCCGGCCUCUUCAUGCCACUUGCCCUCGCCACCGCAUACAACAUGGGCGUCAUCCUUGUUUACCUACAAGUCGCCCCGGCGCCGGCGGCGCUCAUGUCGCCGGCGGCCGUGAGGCGGUUCGCCGCCCUGGCCCGCGCCAUUGCAUCUGCCAUUCUGCCCUGCUUCUCCUCAUCGUCGUCCUGGCUCUCGGCGCCGGGGAUCGUCGUCCUGGCUCUCGGCGCCGGGGCGUUGGGCGGGCCGGACGCGCUCCGGCUCCUGAUCACACUCGCCGGGCGCAACCCCGUCGUCGACAUCGGCAUCUGCGUCUUCGUCAUCGGCAUGUUCGCCGCCCAGCUUCUCGGCAUCCUGCUGCUGGCGCGAUACGUCCGCAAGCCGUCGCCGCCCGCAGGAGGAGCCGGCGCGGGGCGUGGCGCACCGGGCGCCGCGCCGGCCGCGGAUCCCCUCGCCUGCAUCACCCUGCUGCUGUCCCUCGCCGCGGCGUCCCUCGUCACCGCGAGCCUCGUCGUCGGCCCCGGCGGCCCGGGCUCGGUCCGCCCACUCGUCGACCUCGCCGCCAAGUACUGCUACCCCAUCGCCAUCGCCGCCGGUGCCGCCCUCCUCUACGCCACGCCUCUGCUCCGCGUCUUCCGGGAGCCGCGGAAUGCUCGCGGCCGCGCCGCUCCUGCGGAACGCGCCGCGACGACGCGCCACGCGGCGCGCUGCAUCGGCCUGCCCCUGGUCGUCGCCGCCGUCUGCGUCCUCCUCGUCGCCAUCCGUUUCGGUGCGGACGGUGACCUCGACGCGCUCCGCAUCUGUCCCGGCCACACCAACACGCCCGUCGCCGUCGCGGUCGGCGCCACGCUUCUAGUUCUCGUCCGCUUCUACCGCAGGGCGCGUAAUGCGGCCCCUGCCGUCGGCGGCGACGCUGCCCCUGCGCCCUCAGCACGCUGACGUCCGUGGUCGUCGCCGUCUUCACCCUCGCCUGCCUCCUCGUCGACGUCGUCAUCCCGAAUAUACCCCGCCCGGGCGCGAGGCGGAUGGGGUCAUGGGGAGACUCGCCGUGCAUGCGCCGACGCGGAUCUGGUUGGUAUCAUAUACUACUAGCUGUUCUACUUUUAGUAUUCCAGAAUCCAGAGCUCGUGUAAAAUUGUACCGUGAGCCGAGUACUGUACUAGUUGUACAUACUUUUACAGCAAGAAUCUGGAAUCUCGAUGGGGAAGUUAUUCUGAUGUUUGGAUCCAAUCCAACUAGCAAGGUGGCCUGUGCAAAUUGCACGGGUAGCUAGUGUUUUUUCAAUCUUCUAUUUUUUAUACAUUAAAAAAUUGGAUGCAAAUAGUUUUGUUUGGUGAUGUCAAUAUAAUUGUCGUCUUAAUUGCCAAAUCAAUGUAUCAUCUAUGGUCCUUCUCUCAAAAGUUAUAUUAUGUGGUGUAAGUAUAGAAACAUAUUUUUAUAUAUUUAUAGAAAGAAUACUAUAUAUAUUUAAUGUGAAUAUAAUUUUUUUUAAAAAAAUUGACUGGCAACUUAUAUUUUUGCUUGAGAGUUUUAGAUGCAUGAUAAAUUAUCCUUAGAUUUUUAGAAGAAGAUCUAGGUGAGUGGUUCAAUGUAUAUCAGCAGAAGUAAUAGUAUUCUUUAUUUCUCAA
Setaria italica (foxtail millet) is the source of this 2242-nucleotide messenger RNA. RefSeq lists its product as uncharacterized. Bases 498 to 1553 code for a protein of 351 amino acids. The record is from RefSeq and is a predicted model, not a curated record. The transcript has a single exon. Lineage: Eukaryota; Viridiplantae; Streptophyta; Magnoliopsida; Poales; Poaceae.